CUAUUUUAAGUGCCUAACGAGGAAGUAGACUUUCUUAGUUUCUCUCCUGUUUUGCUGUAAUCUUACUUUCAUUGGCAGAGCCCACUCAUCCUCUCGGCAGUCUAUCGGGUAAAUUUGUGAAGAUAAUCGGAUUAUCGCAUUUUCCUCUCAGUGAGACUGGUGUGAGAAUUGUCACACCUCCAUCACCUUACAUCUGUUUCUCUGCGCAGAGAGCAGGCUAAAGCUGAGACGUUGAGUGUGUGUGGUGAGGGAGAAAAGCGUGCCUUACGCAGCAGAGCCACCAGGUCUUGAGGAGCAAUUAGAGUUCAGUACCGCAAAAUAAAAAAGCGUUUCAUUUGGACUAUAGGAGAAACAUGGGAACAUAACGAGAUUUCAGACAUAUCGACGAUAUUUAACGUUUUUCCCAAAUAGGAUAACCUGCUGAAGACUACCAAUUCGUAAAGAAUGUUAUAAGUGGAUGGAAGGACUCCGUGAGAGCACUACUCCAAAACAGCAUCACUUGCCUUUCCCUGGAGAGGAAAUAGCCUACCUAUCCAAAGCUAUGCAAAGACAUAAUCAAUCUUAAAUGGCAGAACUUGAAGUCUCCAAAAAUAUCAGUUUUGAGAGGGUGGAGCGAUGUAUGAGUGUGAUGCAGUCCGGGACCCAGAUGGUGAAGUUAAAGGCUGGCUCCAAGGGCCUGGUGAGACUCUUCUAUCUGGACGAGCAUCGCUCCUGUAUCCGUUGGAGGCCCUCGCGCAAGAGCGAGAAGGCCAAGAUCACCAUCGAUUCGCUGUACAAGGUGACGGAGGGCCUUCAGUCAGACAUCUUCCACCGGCACGCUGAUGGAAGUUUUGACCCGGGCUGCUGUUUCACUGUUUACCACGGUAACCACAUGGAGUCACUGGACUUGGUGACAUCCAACCCUGAGGAGGCUCGCACGUGGGUGACGGGACUAAGCUACCUGAUGGCUGGAAUCAGCGACGAGGAUUCACUGGCAAAACGUCAGCGCACACAUGACCAGUGGAUGAAGCAAACGUUCGAGGAAGCUGAUAAGAACGGGGAUGGCCUGCUGAACAUCGAUGAAAUCUACCAGCUACUGCACAAGAUGAACGUCAACUUGCCCCGCAGGAAGGUCAAACAGAUGUUCCAGGAAGCGGACUCGGAUGACCAGCAGGGCACGUUGACGUUUGAGGAGUUUAGUGUGUUCUAUAAGAUGAUGUCACUGCGCCGGGACCUGUACCUGCUGCUAAUGAGCUACAGCGACAAGAAGGAUCAUCUGAUGGUUGACGAGCUCGCCCACUUCCUGUGCAAUGAACAAAAGAUGGUGAAUGUGACUACAGAGUACUGUCUGGAUGUAAUUGAUAAGUUUGAGAUGUCUGAAGAAAACAAACAGAAAGGCAUCCUGGGAAUUGAGGGUUUCACCAGCUUCAUGCGCAGCCCCAUGUGUGAUGUGUUCAACCCUGAACACCAUGAUGUGAACCAGGACAUGGACCAGCCUCUGUGUAACUACUACAUUGCGUCGUCGCACAACACGUACCUGACCGGAGAUCAGCUGCUGUCCCACUCCAAGACCGACAUGUACGCCUGGGUACUACAGGCCGGCUGUCGAUGUGUGGAGGUGGACUGCUGGGAUGGUCCUGAUGGUGAACCUAUGGUCCAGCACGGCUACACUCUCACCUCCAAAAUCACGUUCAAGUCUGUCAUUGAGACCAUCGACAAAUAUGCCUUCAUCAACAACCCGUACCCAGUGAUCCUGUCCAUAGAGAACCACUGUAGCAUCCAGCAGCAGAAGAAGAUAGCCAAGCACCUGAGAGAAAUCCUGGGGGACAAGCUCGAUCUGGGAGAUGCUCUCCACAGAGAUUCCAAAGAGCUUCCCAGCCCUCAAUGUCUACAGGGGAAGAUCCUCAUCAAGGGAAAGCGACUUCCCCUGUACCUGGCCGCGGAUGUUGAGGAGGGGGAGGUGUCAGAUGACGACAGCGCUGAUGAGAUAGAGGACGACUUCAAACUGAAGAACAGCAGCAGUAAUGGUCACCACCAGGUGGAGAGUCACAUCAGGAAGAAACUGGACUCUCUUUUGAAGGAGUCUCAGAUCGGGGACAAGGAGGACGGCGACAGCUUCAGCAUCCGAGCCCUGCUGAGGGCAACGCACGGGGGCCUGCAGAGGAACCUACGGCCGAAUCCCAAAGAGGGACUUAAAAAAUCCCAAAGUCGCUCCUUUAUCAGCAACCUCAAGCAAAAGAGGCACUCAAAGUCCAAGCUGAAGAGCCAGAGCGCCGACGGAGAUGAGGACGGACAGGAGACCUCCGGAAGAGAGGGGGGAGGACAGUUCAACAGGUGCGGGAGGAAGAGGAAGACGAUGAAGCUCAGUAGAGAUCUGUCCGACCUGGUGGUAUUCACUAACUCGUUGGUCUCGCAGGAAGGACUAGACGAGGAUCUCCCCUGCCCAGCCUCGUCCUCUCUCACACCUCCCUCUCUCUCCGUUCGGUCAGGUAACCCAGGGAACGUUCUGUCGUUCAGCGAGACCCGCGCCCAGCACUUGGUGAACCACCGAGCAGAGCGUUUCCUGGUCUUCAACCAGAGGCAGUUGUCCCGUAUCUACCCCUCGGCCUAUCGCAUAGACUCGUCCAACUUCAACCCCCAGCUCUACUGGAACGUGGGCUGUCAGCUGGUGGCCCUGAAUUACCAGACAGAGGGCCGCAUGAUGCAGCUAAACAGGGCCAAGUUUAUGGUGAAUGGAGGUAGUGGCUACGUCCUCAAACCUCCGCCCAUGUGUAAAGGCUCGUUCAACCCGUUCUCUGACGAUCCCCUACCAGCCUGCUCUAAGAAACAGCUGGUCCUGAAGAUCAUCAGCGGACAGCAGCUGCCCAAACCUCCAGACUCGAUGCUGGGGGAUCGCGGGGAGAUCAUUGAUCCAUUUGUAGAGGUGGAGAUCAUCGGUCUACCAGUGGACUGCUGUAAGGAGCAGACACGAGUAGUGGAUGACAACGGUUUUAACCCGGUGUGGGAGGAGACCCUGUCGUUUACCCUUCACAUGGCCGAGUUGGCUCUGGUGCGUUUCCUUGUCUGGGAUCACGACCCUAUUGGACGGGACUUUGUAGGCCAAAGGACUAUAGCCUUCAGCAGCCUGAUGCCAGGUUAUAGACAUGUAUACUUGGAGGGUUUGACUGAGGCGUCUAUCUUCAUUCAUGUAUCGGUUCAUGACAUCUAUGGGAAGUGGAGCCCUCUAGUGCUGAACCCCAGCUUUACCAUAAUGCACUUUCUAGGAGCCAACAAGAGUCGUCAGUUGCGAGGUUUCAGAGGCUUGUUCAACCGCUCCUCCAAAUCAUCCAUAGAGACCAACUCUGGCCCGGCACCGAGAAAACGCUCCAUCAGUGACCACCUCCUCCGACGCACUGCCAGCGCCCCGGCCAAGGGACGCAAGAAAACCAAGAUGAAGCUCUCUGAGUCCUCCGCUUCCAUUUCAGAUCGCAAGGCCUCAGUGUCGGAUCGGAAGGCCUCAGUGUCGGAUCGGAAGGCCUCAGUGUCUGAUCGCAAUACAUUGUUAUCGGACCGCAAGGCCUCAAUUUCAGACCGCAAAGACAGCUUGGGGGCCAGUGCGGUGACAGGGGGUGCGUCUUGUUCUGGGGGGGAGGGAUCCCGAGACAGAGACAGGGAUGUCUUACGGGCGGAAAGGCGGCUUCCAGCCCGCCCCACACUCACUCACAGAGCCAUCUCCAUGCCUCUUGAGAGGCUUCUGCAGGGACAGCUCUCCCUCUGCUCCCCCGACAAGGAGCAGCCUGACCUGGGUGCAGAUACACUCGUCGGAAACCUGUUUGAUCGGCCCAAGUCCCACUCUGUGGAGCUCCUCAUCAAAACGUCCUCCUUCCACGGGCCCAGAGUGUCCACCCCUUCCACCAACCGUGAAAACACCCGGGAAAGGACCACAGAACUUGAACAUACUGAUAAGGCCGCCAAUCUGGUCAUUGGCCAAGGGGGAGGAAGUGGGGAUGUUGAACAACCACAGGACACAGGCAUCCCGCUCACUGAAGCUGAAGAUAUUUCCUCUACCGAAAAGACAAUGUAUCCAAUAAGCAGCUCGACGGAGAGUGAAAGCAACUGUUUACAAGUACCAGAGGUGACAUCACUCAGUAAAAUAAACACCCCAGCACCUUGCUUCUCUUCUUCCGCUAUCACCUCUUCUUUGCCCAGCAUCUCCCCACACAACGAUGACUACUCGAAUCUGCAGAGUCCCAUCUGUCUACAGGACAGUACCAUCUCCCGACUCAUCGAUGCUGUAUCCCUUGGCAACGACACCACCGGUGACUCCAUCUCUGCUCUGAUUGGCCGAUUUGACCUUACCGCUGACCAGAAAGACCUCACGUCGACCUCUGACCUCCGCAUUCUCAGUGCCGUGUCCUGUCUGUCGCAUCCGGGUAUCCAAGACUCUAGCACACCUUAUAAGGUCACCUCAGACCUAUAUAAGGACAUAAAUUCCCUCACCUCCCCAUGCAACGUAAUGAACGGACAUAUCAGUUCUCAGGAGGCAAGACAGUCUCUUAACCACGUGAACCAUGAUCUACUUUCAACCCGGCAAAAAACAUCUCUCUUAGAAGCCCCUACCCCCCUUCUUUUCUCCAGUCCUGAGACCACAGAGCUAGAGGAGGCCUACACCAUCCUGGAUGAGCAGGUCUUGUCUCCCGUCUCUGUGUAUAACCUGAGAGAGCAGACCAUCCGCAACAUCCAGGCCGACUCCGAGGAGAGCACCCCGAUGGGGAGCCUGGAGGCUUCCCCAGCGAAGGUGCCUUCUCGUCUGGAUGCAGUGGCCAACGGCAGCUUGGUGGCCUCACGUGUGAGAGAGGACUGCAAGAGGGUAAAUUAUUGUACAGAUUUAGGGUCAGGAGGGGAGUGGAGGGCGUUGAGGGAUUACAGGAGUCCUACAGUCUACAACACGCCGUCUGACCGUUUCCUGCUGUGCCAGGAUUUGGAAGGAAGCAGUCUCAUGGAGGUGGAGAUCAAUGUCGACGAGGACCCCAUGACCUCCGCCAGAUACAACCACACCUGUGUUGCUACCAGCCUAACUAAAUCCUAUGCUGCUCUCCAAAGACAGUCCACCCAGAACCACAUCCCUCCCCGGACUCAAAUCCAUCUCCAGUGUUCUUCCAUGGUUCCACAUGCCUCACACCAGUCCUCCCCCUACAAAAUACUCCCCAACCCUAACCUCUUCCACCUCAACAGACACCACUCCACUGACAACAAUCUGGAGUACUCUGAGAAGAAAAGAGACUUUCCCAGGGCCUACACCCACGCACAGAGUUAUGAUGGCUCCACCCCGAGCAGGGGCUCCCGAGGUGGGACAGGUGAAGGGCAGGAUCAGGGUGACAUGUCAGCAUGUUUCCAAAAUGGGUUCUCCUCCUCAGAGUGUGUGUCUGGUCUACGGUCUGAUCCACUUCCAAGAGACAGAGGCCUGUACUCCCCCAGCUCAGACUGCGACACAGCCUAUGGCAAGCUGGACUAUGACUGCUUCACAACAUCAAUUGCCUCCGCCUCUCACUAUGCCCAGUCACAAACCCAGCCCCAAAUGCACGACCAAAGUCACCAGCCCCAAUCUGUCCCGCCAUCGCUACGCCUUGUAGACCCCACCCUUGUACCUCUGCUUCCUAAUCCGAGACCCUCCAUAGCCCCCAGCCCCUGUAAGUCCAAGUCUCUGGGCGACCUGACAUCGGAGGACAUCUCCUGUAACUUCCAGAGCAAAUACAACAUAAUCAGCCGCAGCUUCAUUAGCCCCUGUAUUGGGGAGCGUAGGAGGGUGUGGGGUCUAGGGGGCAUGUACGAAAGGCCGCAGCCUGCGGACCCCCUCACCGAGCAGCUCCGCAAACUGGUCACCUUAGAAGGGAAUGACAGAUAUCGAGACAGACCCCAGCAACCCCAAUCGUCCGAUCAGCUACAGAGACCCCUCGAAACCAGUCCAUCUAUAUCAGUCCACUCUCCCCUUUCAAACUUUGUCUCCAACCCCCAGGAGGACUCUCCCCCCCUCCUCUCCCGCCGCCUCUCCUCCCGGAGCCAGAGCCGUGUGCGCCACAUUAACAACCGUGCCCGAGAAAGGCAGCAGGAGGCUCUGAAGCCCCGUGGUGUUGGUGCCCCCUCCAGCAUGGGAGGGGUAGUGCUGCGUAAUAAAUCAGCAGCGGGCCAGAACCCGCCACCGAACAGACACUCCACAGGCUCUUACAUAGCAGGCUACCUGGACCAACUUGAGGACAGGGGGCUCCCUGAGGGGGCAUGUACCAAACUGAGGCAUGGAUACGGAGAUCACCACAGUGAUUGUUAUCAUGACGACUCUCUGUUGCCGACAGACUCCUGUACACCGUCAGAACCUGAGGUCUACUUCCUGCUUAGACUUUAAGCCCACUUACUGGUUAUAGCCUUCAAUUAUGUAAAAUGUACUUCCAGAAAAGAGCAAAUCACGUUAUGAACAUAAUGAUUUUUACCUUUGGGCUGUCCAGUAAUACUUCCAGAUAUGUAGUCCACUUCCUGGUUUGUUCUGACUGUCUUUCCACAAAUGUAAUGUAAAUAUGGUCCCUGAUCCCCAUUAAAAGUCCAUGUCCUGACCAGGAUGUUCUGUAAAUGUAGUUCAGAACAGGCUAACACUACUUGCUUUUUGAUUGUACCUGUUUUCUCUCCUGUCUGCUCCUGUAAUUCUACUUCCUGUCUCACACUAUCUCGAUCUACUAUGAAGCAAAAAAUUUGGAAACUUUACAGAUGUGUGUUACUCUGAAGGGAAGUGUUGUCUUUGUAUCUUAAUGUUAAAUAUUAGUAUUAUCAGAGGGCCACUUUUAAGGGAUGGGAUCUGUUUCAUCAGAGAUCUUACUCCAGUCUUCCUUCUCCUCUUCUAUAAAGCCAUACUAACUUGAUUUACUGCUUGACUAUUUGAACUUGUUUUUGAAGCAAAGGAUAAAUCUUGCGCUUGCUAUUUUUGAGGACGUUGCAUUUGAUACUUUUACAAUUUUAAUUAUGUAUUUCAUUUUUAUGUGAAGAGGAGCAUUGGUUAAACAGUAAAUCAACUUGCUAUGGCCUAAUUGUUUUUUUGUACGUUUUUGUUGUUUGUACUGUACAUAUUGUUCUGCACAUUUGUUUUUCAAUUAAACUGUCCAUUUAUUUCAGUUGAGAAGCUGUUUUCUGCAUGUUAAACGUUGGACAUGUCAAGCAUGACUAUGCACCGAUCUGUAGACGUUAAAGUGCGUUACUAUCUUUGCACACAACAAGUAAUAGUUGGAUUGGGUGCAAUACAAUACAUAGACUUGCUUGCUCGGACUUGCUUGCUCUCUAGCUUUCUAAAAUUUUAAACACUCACAUUAUUUAAACUUUUGGAGUUUAAAUGUUCUUAUUUUUUUAUAAUUACUUUGAUACAGAUUGCAAAAAAGGUGUUUAAUGUCUCAGUUGUUUAUAAUUUUUUUUUGGAGGAACGAUUACAAUAACAGUAACGGCACCUGGAUAGUUUUGAGCUGAACAAAGCUGUGGUUGUUUUUUAUUCUUCUUUUCAGCGUUAAAACCAUCCACUUUACUUUGUAUGGUGGCUCAGAAGACGACUGUGAGCAUUUUCCUACCGAUGCAAUAAAAUUCUAUAACAUUUGA
Esox lucius (northern pike) is the source of this 7587-nucleotide messenger RNA. RefSeq names its product phospholipase C, eta 1 (gene plch1). The record is from RefSeq and is a predicted model, not a curated record. Gene Ontology annotation, biological process: lipid metabolic process; phosphatidylinositol-mediated signaling. Lineage: Eukaryota; Metazoa; Chordata; Actinopteri; Esociformes; Esocidae. The transcript has 23 exons. Gene Ontology annotation, molecular function: phosphatidylinositol-4,5-bisphosphate phospholipase C activity; calcium ion binding. The coding region runs from base 566 to 6358 and encodes 1930 amino acids.